CGCCUGUGCAACCCCUCACACCUCAUCGUUCUCACACAAGCCCAACGUAUGGCUUUUGUAAUCGUGAUCUCUACCCUACGCAAAAUGCACCCGUUCCGCCGUGUUCCGCCCAUUCUCAUGGCGAUGACCACCAGGACAAUCGCAACGUUCUAGCCGACGUCCUAGUCGAUGCCUCGACGUUUGCACGAACAAUAAAAGACUAAUGCGGGCGAUGGCGACCUUGCGGAAGCCCAUCGUGUGCAUGUGUGCACAGCACUCCGAAUCGGCGCCGCGCUACGGAAAGCGUAUCACAAAGGUUGCGAAGUGGAACUUCAUUCUAUCUGCCCCGUGUCAGCUCUGUUUGCUUAGCAGCUCAGGCGCAUUUAUCAACUAUUCCAAAACACCUCGUACACGCAAAGGAUUUUCUCCAGCAGUCCCAUCGCCAGCAUUUACGUUCUCGAACCACUCCCAAAUCGAGCCCGGCUUACUCAGGCAUGGCUCCGGACUGCUCGGUGACUUGUCCGUACGGUAUCCUAAAUCUCAAUGCAGCUGCAGAAACCGUACCGAUUCUGUCGACCUCGCCAAAGGAAUUCCACAAAAAACUCCGCGACUGGCUCAGCGAGCAUUACCUGGAAGAUCGUCUUGGCGUAGCGGCCCUGGACGGAGUCGAGCCGCUCGGUCGCCGCAUAAGAUCUGUUCAGGAUCUUAGCCUAUUGGUGUGCGCAUACAGUAAUGCUCGGGCAUUGAAGCAGAAGACCAUGAAGCGAGGGAUGGAUCACGAGCUGUACUUUUAUGGCCAUACUCCAGACCACAAUGCCGCGGUGGAUGCUGGGAGACUUCUGAGAUACCCAUCAGACCCAGGCUCUCCGGUAGGGUUCGCCUUGGACGGGCGCUGACCUGGACAGAAGAGGCAUAUCACGCGACGCGGUCGAGAUUGGUUGCAUUGCUAGCUUCUGGACGUAACGUUAGUCUGAAUUAUACAUGCUGCCCUUCGCUUUGUCGGCGCGAG
This is a messenger RNA of Trematosphaeria pertusa, 988 nucleotides long. RefSeq lists its product as uncharacterized. NCBI's taxonomy places the organism in Eukaryota, Fungi, Ascomycota, Dothideomycetes, Pleosporales, Trematosphaeriaceae. The coding region runs from base 203 to 688 and encodes 161 amino acids. The record is from RefSeq and is a predicted model, not a curated record. The transcript has 2 exons.